Molecule: messenger RNA, 731 nt
Organism: Daldinia loculata
Lineage: Eukaryota; Fungi; Ascomycota; Sordariomycetes; Xylariales; Hypoxylaceae
Exons: 4
Coding region: 117-341 (74 amino acids)
Source: RefSeq, a predicted model, not a curated record
CGAUGUGAACGGGAACUCAAACCUUCAACCUACACAACUUUUUAAGUUUAACUUCAAAGCCAUCUGAGCAUCAUAUCACCGCUUGGAUUGAAACAAUAUUUGAAAGUAAACCCAACAUGUCAAAGGCUUUUCUCGUGGCCAAGGAGAAGUACCAGGCAGUGAUCGACGACGCUGGCAGAGGUGACUUCGUGUGCCGGACAAACCGCAUCGGUGCCACUCGGCUCCCCUCCAGCGGUGACUGCCACGCCGUCAACAUGGUUGAUCAUCCUCAGCAGCGUCGGCGAAGUAGCACAAGCAUGAGGGACAAGAUUAGGGAUCUGAUGAAUCGGCCCGCUUAUUAAAUCAGGUGUAAUCAGAGUCGCGGAGUAGUUGAUAUCAAUUGAGGUUUCUGCUCUUACGCUCUUGGUGGGCGCGAAAGCUACUAUCAACUCUAUAAGUAGAAUGAACUAUUGGUGAAAGUGCUCAUAUCUUUCAUGGUAUACUAUAUAUCUGACUUGUAGGUGACGGGGAGUAAAAUGUGGACUAGAAAAUAGGUAGUCGAGUCUCGAGUCUCGAGUCUCGAUUGGGAACAGUACUGAGUGAAGUUAUCCCACCUACCCCUUUAACUGGUAGUAGCCACAUUACACUGUUGCCCCCUCGCUGGGUAGCCCAGUGGGUGAUUUCUCGGUUUGGUCAAUAGAGAUAAUAUAUAGUAUUAGAAACUAAGUAUAUAACAUGAAUGAUAUAUCCUA